Messenger RNA from Phodopus roborovskii (desert hamster), 1593 nucleotides. It is a transcript of the gene Cfp, whose product is annotated as complement factor properdin. Lineage: Eukaryota; Metazoa; Chordata; Mammalia; Rodentia; Cricetidae. The record is from RefSeq and is a predicted model, not a curated record. The coding region runs from base 65 to 1450 and encodes 461 amino acids. The transcript is spliced from 9 exons.
CAGCCCAGAUUAAGAAAGGCCUCUGCUCUGGAAGAAAGGACAAAGGCUCAAAAUCCUUGCUGGAAUGCAAGCUCCUCCAUUGCCCCUGCUGCUACUGCUUACCCUCCCAGCCACAGGUUCAGACCCUGUGCUCUGCUUCACCCAGUAUGAGGAGUCCUCUGGCAAGUGCAAAGGCCUGCUUGGGGGAGAUGUCAGUGUAGAAGACUGCUGUCUCAAUGCUGCCUAUGCCUUCCAGGAGCAUGGUGGUGGUCCCUGUCAUGCAUGCAGGUCCCCACGAUGGUCAACAUGGUCCUCAUGGGCCCCCUGCUCGGUUACAUGCUCUGAGGGGUCCCAACUGCGACACAGGCGCUGUGUGGGCAGAGGUGGGCAGUGCUCUGAGAAGGUGGCUCCUAGGACCCUUGAGUGGCAGCUUCAGGCCUGUGAGGAUCAGCCAUGCUGUCCAGAAAUGGGUGGUUGGUCUGAGUGGGCACCCUGGGGGCCUUGCUCUGUCACCUGCUCCAAAGGAACCCGGACCCGUCAACGAGUAUGUGAUAAUCCUGCUCCUAAGUGUGGGGGCCACUGCCCAGGAGAGGCCCAGCAAUCACAGGCCUGUGACACUCAGAAGGUCUGCCCCACCCAUGGGGCCUGGGCAGCCUGGGGCCCCUGGAGCCCCUGCUCAGGAUCCUGCCUUGGCGGAACUGAAGAACCAAAGGAGACACGAAGCCGCUCAUGUUCUGCACCAGAGCCUUCCCAUCAGCCCCCUGGGAAACCCUGCUCAGGAUCAGCCUAUGAGCAUCGGGACUGCAUUGGUCUGCCACCCUGUCCAGUGGCUGGUGGCUGGGGACCUUGGGGCCCUGUGAGCCCCUGCUCUGUAACCUGUGGCCUGGGCCAGACCCUAGAACGACGGACAUGUGAUCGCCCUGUACCCCGUCAUGGGGGACUCUUCUGUGCUGGUGAUGCCACUCGUACCAACAUUUGUAAUACAGCCACACCUUGCCCUGUAAAUGGGGAGUGGGAGAACUGGGGAAAAUGGAGUCACUGCCACCGUGUGAGCAUGAAGUCCAUCAGCUGUGAGGAAAUCCCAGGCCAGCAGUCACGUACAAGGAGCUGUGAAGGCCGCAAGUUUAAUGGACAGAGAUGUUCUGGGAAUUACCAGCAUAUUCGACACUGCUAUGACAUCCAUAACUGUGUCUUGAAAGGUUCAUGGUCACAGUGGAGUUCCUGGGGUCUGUGCACACCACCAUGUGGACCCAACCCCACCCGUGUCCGCCAGCGCCUCUGCACACCUUUGCUUCCCAAGUUCUCGCCUACAGUUUCCAUGGUUGAAGGUCAGGGUGAGAAGAAUGUUACCUUCUGGGGGAUCCCACGGCCACUGUGUGAGGAGCUACAGGGGCAAAAGCUGCUAGUGGAAGAGAAACGGCUAUGUCUACAUGUGCCUGCCUGCAAAGACCCAGAGGAGCAGAAACCCUGAAAUCCCUUGCUUCCAUUCUGACCCCUGAUCUUCCAGACCUCAAUAAACCAGCCUUUCUCAACUCUUCCAAGAUCCCUUAAAGAAGGGAGAAAAACUGUCCCCCUUCCUGGAAGUGAGGCAAUAGAAUUUUCUAGAGCAAAGUA